Messenger RNA from Mauremys mutica (yellowpond turtle), 974 nucleotides. Its product is annotated as neural Wiskott-Aldrich syndrome protein-like. Bases 150 to 974 code for a protein of 274 amino acids. The transcript is spliced from 5 exons. NCBI's taxonomy places the organism in Eukaryota, Metazoa, Chordata, Testudines, Geoemydidae. The record is from RefSeq and is a predicted model, not a curated record.
GGCCGAAACGGAGGUGGCCCCAGGUUCAGCCGUGGAGGAGAGAGCCAGGGGAGGGCAGGAGCCGGGGACGGCAGCUCUGGGGCUUCCUUUGCAGGAAGCCAAGGAGCCAGGAGCUGCGCCCCAGGGCCCAGCAGGAGCCGCCAACCUCCAUGGCAGCUGAGGGGCCCUGCGCCAGCCCCACCCUGGCCCCGGAGGAGCCUCCCGCCAGCACCAUCCUGGCCCCAGAGGAGCCUCCCACCAGCACCAUCCUGCCUCCGGAGCAGCCUCCCGCCAGCACCACCCUGGCCCCGGAGGAGCCUCCCGCCAGCACCAUCCUGGCCCCAGAGGAGCCUCCCACCAGCACCAUCCUGCCUCCGGAGGAGCCUCCUGCCAGCCCCACCCUGGCCCCAGAGGAGCCUCCUGCCAGUCCCACCCUAGCAACGGAGGAGCCUCCUGCCAGCCCCACCCUGGCCCCAGAGGAGCCUCCUGCCAGCCCCACCCUGGCCAUAGAGGAGCCUCCUGCCAGCCCUGAGCAGGAGUUCAGGGACUGCGGCGCGACCGACACCAGCAGCUCCGCAUUCUCCUGUGGGGCCACCAGCUCCUCUGUGGGGUCUGGCAGCCCCGUGUUGCUAGGCUCCCUCUUUGGAGACACCCCCAGUGCCCAGGUGUCGUGGCCUGAGGAGGAGGAAGAGGAGGAGUGCGAGGAGGAGGAGGAGCAGGAUUUCUGCCCUGAGGAAGACAUCAUCCUGGUGAUCCAGCAGCACCUGCAGGGCAGAGCUGAGGCUCUGCACAACCGCUAUUCGCGGAGCCUGGACACCAUCCUCAGGGGCCAGCUAACAGAGACCCCCACCAUGGAGAAGCUGCAGCACCUCCUGGAGCACAUCCAUCGCUCUCUCCUGGCAAACAACCCCCAGGAGAGAGCCAGGGCCGUCCAGACCAGUGUGGCCCUGCUCCAGUUUGCCAUCUCCCUGCCUGGAUUUGACCUUAGAUGGUGA